AUGCACGCACAUGCCCCCUAGGCGUAUAUAUACGUGAUUCUGCACAGGAGGGCCGCCCUGUAGCAGUAUAUCUGCUCUGGGUUGGUCCUUAAGUGGAUAAUGACAAUAAAUUGUUUGAAUCCCCUAAAUAAUAAUAAUAAAAAAUUCACUGUUUCUAGCGGCACAAGAUGGUAUUUUCCUCUCUUCUGAUCUUCUAUUUUUCUAUCUUCUGAUCUUCUUUUGCAGGCCAACAUGAAGAUUCGGAUGGUAAUUUUUCUCCAGGCCUGCCUGUGUACAUUUAUAUUCCUUUUUAUUGCAAAAAAAAUUCUGCAUCCCCCCACUGUGGACCAUGGCACCCAAGAAAGCACCCAAGAAAGCCCGCCUCCACCUCAGCGGCAGUCAGUGACUCUCCGAGACGCGACUUACACCUAUCACCUUGAAUAUCCUUGGUUCCUGUAUGAGUACCCUUACCUGCAGAAUUAUCACUGCUCGGUCCUUCUUUCCCCACAGUCAGAGCUGACUCAGGACCCGCCGGAACCCCUGCUACUGCUGGCGAUCAAGUCCAACCCAUGGUCCACCAACAGGAGGUCAGCACUAAGGCAGACGUGGGCCAGGGAAGGGAUGACUGAGGGCUACCGGGUGAGGCCGAUCUUCCUGAUGGCUCAGGUUGACAGCGUUGGCUACAUGAGCGUAGUGGAGAGGGAGAGUGAGGAGUAUAAGGAUAUCCUGCAGUGGGACUUUAUGGAGGACCAUCAUAACCUAUCUCUGAAGGAGAGGUGCUUCCUGGAGUGGCUACACUUUAAGAUGCCCCAUGUUGCCUACGUAUUCAAAGGUGACGAUGAUGAAUUUGUGAAUCCUGCCGCAUUGGUACGGUACAUCAAGGAAUACGGAACCCCGCGUUCACUACAUGGCGCAGUGCAGCAUCACUCUAUCGUCCUCCGUUACUCAAAAUACAGAGUCUCAGAGUCUCUGUUUUCAAACAACAAAUAUCCUUAUUUCCUGUCCGGCGGGGGAUUUCUCCUCCCAGGAGCCGCAGUCCCACUCCUCUACCGGGCUUCCCAGGAAAUCCCUGUCUUCCCUUUGGAUGAUGUGUAUCUAGGCUUCCUGAUCCUGGCCAGCAACCUAACCCUGCGGGACGAAAAACGCUUUUAUGUUUGGGGGCUGCGUUUUGAUGCCUGUCGCUUCCAGGAAGCCCUAGUGGUUCACGAUAUCGAUAUGGAGAAUUUAACAACAAUGUGGAGAGAGGUUCAAGAAGCAAAGUGUGAGCCUACAAGUGUCGCUAUCAAAUGACCACAAUGAGUGGACCAAACUGGUCAAAAAAA
Rana temporaria (common frog) is the source of this 1301-nucleotide messenger RNA. RefSeq names its product beta-1,3-galactosyltransferase 5-like. Gene Ontology annotation, cellular component: membrane. Lineage: Eukaryota; Metazoa; Chordata; Amphibia; Anura; Ranidae. The transcript has 2 exons. Bases 232 to 1269 code for a protein of 345 amino acids. Gene Ontology annotation, molecular function: protein N-acetylglucosaminyltransferase activity. The record is from RefSeq and is a predicted model, not a curated record.